AUGGACGCAUUACUCCUGGGCUCGCCCGACUUAUCGUCGCGCUGCGACGACCUGCGCGCCCCUGGCGUCAUGAACCUCAUUGUGUCCAUGUACGUUCGAAAGUGCCGAAACAAACAGCUGCGACGGCCGGCGAUCACUCUUUACCCUGGUGCUAACGUGCUUAGAUUCAUCCUCGUCGGCAUGCUCGUUUCGUACCUUCCUCAGCACUGGCGCAUCAUUGCCCGUGGCACCUCGGAAGGCAUCUCGCCCUACUUUGUCCUCCUGGGCGUCACCUCGGCCACUUCCGGCUUUGCCAACAUCCUGACCCUGCCCCAGUCCCGCCAGGACGUCGCCUGCUGCCACGAGCUCGACACCCUGCACUGCUUGGCUGGCCUGCUCGGAAUUGCUCAGUUGGGCGUGCAGUGGCUGUGCUUCGCCUUCAUCCUCGUGCUCUUUCUCGUCUUCUUUCGCUACGACGACGCCGCCGUCCCCCUCCCGGAAGACGAGAUUCGCAACGAGCAGCCCCGCUGGCAGACGGCCGUGCUGGUGGCCUGCACCUGUUUUGUGCACGGCCUCGUUGUCAUUGUCGUCACGGCCGUCCUGGCCGCCGUCGCACCCCGGGCGCUGUCCGGCUGGGCCAAUACGCUUGGACUGAUGGCGGCGCUGCUGGCUGCCAUCCAGUACUUUCCACAAAUCUACACAACCUACCGUCUCAAGCACGUCGGCAGUCUCAGCAUCCCCAUGAUGUGCAUGCAGACACCGGGCGGCCUGUUGUUUGCUGGUAGUCUGUUUGCACGCCUGGGCUGGGCUGGCUGGAGCUCGUGGGGCAUCUUUUUGUUGACGGCCAUCAUGCAGGGCAUGCUGCUGACCAUGGCCGUGUACUACGAGCUGCAGCGGGCGUACCCAGAGGACGAAUAUGUGAGCGGAAACGCAGGCGCACAUACACAUACCGACGCAAACGGCAACGGCUAUGGUGCAACAGAGAACGGGCAUGGCAACACCAACGGUGGCACCAACGGCGGCGUGGCCCCGCCCAAGACCGCGUCACGGCCCCUCUACCGCCGCGUGUUGUCCUACCGCUCCGCCCGCCUCGACGAGAACACCCCCAGCCGCUACAGCGCCCAUCCCGAGCACUACGGCACCACCCCCGACGAGAUUUCCGAUAUCAUCGACCGCCAAGAGAGCGAUGCUGCCGCAGAGACAGAACCGCUGCUGCGCCCGGGCGGCAUCGGCAACCCCCGACGCGACUAUGCUGCUCCUCGCAGACGAUGA
Messenger RNA from Sporothrix brasiliensis 5110, 1251 nucleotides. RefSeq lists its product as uncharacterized. The record is from RefSeq and is a predicted model, not a curated record. Bases 1 to 1251 code for a protein of 416 amino acids. Lineage: Eukaryota; Fungi; Ascomycota; Sordariomycetes; Ophiostomatales; Ophiostomataceae. The transcript has a single exon.